UUUAUUCUCUUCGAUUCUUGGCAGUAAUUUCCUCAAUAAUUACUAUGCACUAUUUGAACGGCAAGUAAACAAAAUAUAUUUUGUAUUUGAAUGAAUAACAUAAAUAUCUUUCAAAAGUUAGAAUACGUGAGAUGAACACAAUCACUGUAAGGGACGCCUUGUCCGCGGACGAGGUCACUCGUUCCCUCAUCCGGCGUCGUUCAGCGUCUUUUGCUCUGGAGAUUGAGAAAUUAUUGGAGUGUGAUUAUCGUUGUGGACGAGCUAAGGUUUUUUUUUAUGAAUAUCGUGUUCUUGAGGUAAGACGAGCCCGUGCUAUUCUUAUUGAGCGCAUUGUUCAGGCUAAAUGUGUCCAGGCACGUGAAAUGAUUUUCCUUGUGGUGCUCGUGGGAGCUUCAGAGGUCUCCAUUGAAACGCUUUCGUGGAUCAAUAUUAAUUGUGGUCUUGAACACCACUGCAGCGUGGUAUUUUGUUGGGCUGUUGAGGAGGUGGUACAGUUAUUGGAAACACUCUCCUUAUUGUCCAAUUCGUCACUCGCAACCCUAGGACAAUAUACCGCGCCGGCCAACACCUCAUCACCACUUUCAGUGCUUAUUGAGGCUUUGAUGCAAUCCCCUCAAAUACUUACGCGGACCGACAUCGUGCGGGCCUUUAAUCGAUGCAAAAGUGUUUCUGAUCUCCUUUUGUGCUCAGUCGAUACUUUUGUCGAUAUCCCGGGCUUUGGUCCGAAGAAAACCAAGAAAGUACAUGAACUCUUCAAUACACCGUUUGUCUUUGAUAUGGUUCCAAAGCCCAGUCUAUUAGAGGGGGUGCCGGUCGAUGGGAAGAUACCGGACGCCGUUCGACACGCCCUUGAACGGAUACGAAACAUGGAGGAUGAUGAAGACAUGGAGCUUAAUAUGGAAUUGUAAUCAAAAAUGUUGAAUGGAAUCAUCAAAUGAAGUGUUGAUGCUUGCCACCAUUAAGGUACAGUUCACAUUGCUCAUUAAGUUUUAAUUAACGGAGUCAUGUCGAAACGGGAGAAUGGGGAGGCGUAAUAAAGGCUUUCACGCAGCAGGCACACA
Phytomonas sp. Hart1 is the source of this 1061-nucleotide messenger RNA. The record is from the annotation of a GenBank genome assembly. Lineage: Eukaryota; Euglenozoa; Kinetoplastea; Trypanosomatida; Trypanosomatidae.